Centropristis striata (black sea bass) is the source of this 1197-nucleotide messenger RNA. Its product is annotated as caldesmon-like. The transcript has 2 exons. The coding region runs from base 532 to 1095 and encodes 187 amino acids. The record is from RefSeq and is a predicted model, not a curated record. Lineage: Eukaryota; Metazoa; Chordata; Actinopteri; Perciformes; Serranidae.
UUAAGAGUCAUAUAAGUGCAAAAGUCACAUGGAAAAGGUCUAUUUUCAUUCCAGCUCAAAAACUCACUAUCACUAGUUGGGCUCUAAUAUAAUAACAGUAUGAAAUUCACAGGGGACAUUUUUCCGCUUUCAGAGCUUUUACUUUUUUAAAAAUAUACUUUUACUUGUUUAUAUACAAUUUUUAAUUAAUGCCUUUACCUUUAAUGAAUUAUUUUACUAUGUGGGUAUAGUACUUUUAUGGAAAUCCAUUCUAUAUUUUAGAUAUUUCAGUGUAGAUUAUUACACAUGAGGCUGGAGUAUAUACAGUAGUUAACAGAGUGUUGCCUUAUAUGGAAUAUAAAAUAUAUGGAAUAUACGGAAUUGUAUGGACACAGUGUUCUGUUAGAAUGUUCCCAAUCCAGAAAGUUAACGAAAGAUUCCAUCAAUUCACCAGUUGACACAGAGAUCUCCGGACUGGGCAUUAACCACAAACCUGCUGAAGUGAAUACACUGACUCAAACUAUCCUACAAGCGUAGAGAAAGAAUAUAACGAUGAACAAUAAGACGAUGAUGGCUAGAGCACACCUCCUUGCUGAAGUGGAGGCUGCGAAAAGCCUAAACAAAAUGACCCCAGAGGAGAGAAGGGAUGAGGUCAGAAGACGAACACAUGUCGAGUUGAGAGCAAUGGAGAUGGAACGCAGACAAAGAGUCGCGGAGAAGACCAACAGGGACAGGGAGGAGAGAGAAAGAGUGAGGAGACAGAGAGAAAAAGUUGAGGAGGAGAAGAUGAGGCUGGAGGCCAGAGAAAAGAAAGAAAGAAAGCAAGAACUUGGCCAUCCGUCAACUGUGAAAGACAAAGCCGGUCCAGUGAGCCUGACCUCUGACCUCAAGUCAGCUGGGAUCAAAAAACAACCUCUGCACAACAACUGGAUUGAAGAAGAAAAGACCCACCACAACAACUCUGUGUAUAAACUCUUUGCUGCAAAACCAGGCCCCAAGCCUGAAGAAAAAACAAAAACACCCAAACCCAAGUGCCGUGACCAUAAAGAGAAGAAGGAUGAGAAACACAAACGCAAUACAAAGCAGCCACGCAAGAAAGCAUUCCCAGCUGAAUGACUGCUGCACUGGAGGAUUCGCUACUAAGAGCAAUAGCAUCCUGACAUCCAGUUUCUAGUUCAUUUCAUUUCUUUGUUAUUGUGAUAUGUUAAGCCAUAUUAA